This is a messenger RNA of Drosophila montana, 5052 nucleotides long. RefSeq lists its product as uncharacterized. The record is from RefSeq and is a predicted model, not a curated record. The transcript has 3 exons. Lineage: Eukaryota; Metazoa; Arthropoda; Insecta; Diptera; Drosophilidae. Bases 389 to 4744 code for a protein of 1451 amino acids.
GCUUGCUCAAAUGUUUCACAACUUAAGUCUACAUAUCAAGUUAACAGCAACAGCUUUAACAGCCUCUGUUAACAGGGCAGCUGGCGUACAGCUCAUUGAGCCAUUCAUUUGGCUGUGCUUUCUUUUUUAAUAAAAUUUCUUUGGACGCAUCGGUGCUUCAUUCUUCAUUCAGUGCGAGACCGUUAACAGUAACAGACGCGUCGUCCAACCAUAGAGUCAUUAUAUACGUGUAAGAGAAAUGUAAAGCUUGAAACCAAUACAAUAUUAAAAUUUGUUCGACGUAUAAGUGUGUGUCGAGCUCGAGUUCAACUAAAAACAGAAAAGAAAAUUGUCAGGCGGCAGAGACGAAAGAUAGAAAGACGUGGUUGGAAAAUAAAUUGAAUUUUGUAUGCCGUCGACAUCGGAAAUCGCAAACGCUAUCAAAACCAUCUGCAAUAUGAGAGCCAGAUGUUGGAUCGUUGGGCUACUCAUGCUUAUAUGCGAAAUAAGUCAGGCAAUCGCAUCGGAGCAAACAUCUUCUGCUCUGUUGCCAUUGGAGGCACGCAGUGUUGAUCUUUCUGCCGAGGAGGACGUAAUCUCCAGCAGUUAUGUUCUACCGAAUCAGAUCUUUAAUGAUGGAAAACCUUAUUACCCGAGGCAAGAUCCGAUUUCGGGUCAGUUGGAUUUCUCUGCUAAGAAACCUGCUGGUAUCGAGCCAGAGGUAAACGAAGUUCUUAACUCUAAAGAGAAAAUUGUGCUUAACGGUAUCUCUACUCCGAACAUUCACGACUUUCUCAAUCUGCCAGUCAAGUACUCCUCAUCAAAGUUCGUAUACCCGUUAGUCUCCAGUUCGUAUGCCAAUUUAAAGUACCAAGGCAGCAAUAAGAACUACAUAACUAACAAGAAACCGACCACGGUGGUAGCGCCUGUAACACCGAUGGCGCCCAAAUACCACAGCGAGAAUUAUUUCACGGUGUCAACAACAAAGCUGAUGCCCGUCACACCCACAGAAUCGAGCUCAACAUCUACAGUAGCAUCCACGUCUAGUCGCCCAACAAAACCAAUUGUGACCUCCACGUUGUCUACAACAGUACGCACUCCAACGACGACAGCAAAACGAACAACCACCACACGUCGACCUGAUCCCAUAUCCGUACCGACAACGAGUCAGCCAGUACGAUUGAGUACCACACGGAAGAAGUUCGUGCCGACAAAAAAGCAGAAUACGCACAGUACAACCUCAACGAGCAGCCCAAAUUCGACUGAUAACAUAGCGGAGCAACAGCUGCCUAAACAGCAGCCCAAGCCAACACAAGCUAGCAGCGCUGUGACAUUUACGACCCAUCAUCCAACGCCACAGGCCGACAUAUUUCCCACAGAGCCAACGACUAGCGCCAAAAUGUAUUCAACCCCUAGCAUGCGACCACUUCUGGUUAGUGGCAAUGAUUUUGGCUCCAGCUCAACCACGCCGCAAGCAUUGACACCAAUUAUUGACAGCACAAAAAUUCCAAAUCUGGACCCGGCGGAUGUCUACCAUACACUGGGCCAGAAAAAUAACAAGGCCCAGCAGCAGCAAUCGGCUGCUAAACCAACGAUGACUCUAAGUGAAAUUUUCAACAACCUAGCUGAGGAGGAGGUAGCAGUUGCCAAUAAUUACCAGCAGAAUCAAGGCUUCGAUUCCCAGGGAAAUCUUAUAGAGCCAAUCGCACCUUCCCAGCCGUCGCCAUUUGCUAUGCAGCCGCAUCAGUCAUAUCCACCUACGACCCAGAACCAGAACCCAUACUCGACAGACCAGAAAGUAAUAUCUGCUCGCCCCGAAGGCGACGACAACCAGUAUGUUUCGUACCAGGUACAGCAGCCAAAUGUUAUGCAGUACCGUCCCAUACCAGGUCAGAUCAACAACGUGGUCAUCUCUCCUGGGCAGCAGUCGGCAUCCUUUGUGCUUGGCAGUCAGCAGCAAGUGAGUCAUUCUAGUAAUGUGAAGAGCGAGGGACACUUUUCGGUGGAUACCGGCAGUGUGCAAUAUGGGCAGGUCAUCAAUGAGGAGAUAGCUAACAUUAAGCGUCCACUGCCUUCCAAUGAACACCAACAGCAAUUUCCAUCGCCACAACAGCCAACUCCUCCAAGCAUCUAUCAACAAAGGCCCAACUAUCAUUCCAAUACAAAAUAUCAACCGAACACUAACAUCGCGUCUGCUGCUGCUCCUGAGACUCCUCUGACAGGAAACGCAGCUGCCCCCGGUAGUUACCAAGAGCUACCGCCAGAGGCACCCACUCCAUAUCAACAAUUGCCGUUGAUUGGCUCUAAUUUGGGCCUGAAGAAACAACCUUCAAAAGUAGCUGACGAUACCUUUUCCACGGCUUUGGCUACCCCACCGAAAAAUCAACCAAUGCUCUCCACAAUGUCAACAUCAGCCCAAGUUCAACCGGUAGCUAAUAGCCAAGACACUAAGGAGCUGUUAGUCUCCACCAAUAUUCGGUUCCCGUCUAACCAAGAUGAUUCAGUUAAUAUGCCUCCUGCUGGCGUUGCUCCUGGUCCACCAAUCUCUCCACAUAUCAAUGGUCAUGCACAGCCACUGAGUCUACAGCAAAUACAAAAUGCCAAUCCGGUGGUGUUUCCGAAGAUCAGCGACGAGGAAGCUACUGGCUCAAAUGUUCAAAUUCAACAGCACGAAGUAGUCAACAUCAAACAGCAUCAACAACAAUUGACAUUCCCCACGCAACAGCAGAGCAAAAAUGAACAGCCCUCACAAGAGAUGGUACCACCACCCCGAUAUGCUCCAUUGCAUCACUCGCAGGUGCAACGGCCAAACGAUUCACCUUCAGCGCCCUUCUACAAAGAGUUCGAUCGCAAGUCUCAGUCUCAACCGCAGACGGGCCCACGUCCCAAUGUAAAUCUGCCCAACAUUUUACCACAGUUCCGCCCCAAUGCCAAAAUCUCCAUUGGUCAUCCGCCAAACAUGAAGCAGGAGCCCGGAAAUAUACGUCUACCCACGCAAGGAAUGAGAGCGCCCUACAACCCUUCCACUCCUCCACAGUUUUCGAAUAGACGACAGCCCAUGCAACAGCCACAAUUGCCGAAUCGUUAUCCCUUAAACCGCAUAUCAGAAUAUAGCGCCGUUAAUAGACGCGUCUAUCGAUUGCCACCCAAUGGUGGUCAAAGAAUGCCUCAAGUGCGGGAUCGCAUGUAUUCUCGUCGACCCAACGGUCCGUUACGUGCGAUCGACGGCUACUACCCAGUCGAGCGACACGCGCCGAUUACUCCGCAACCAUCCAAGCUGAAAGGUGGCGAUCUAGACGAUUAUGAAGAGGAAGAUCUAGUAAUUAAUGAUCCACCUCAGACACCUAACAAGGAUAUCCAGAACACGAACGAAUCCAAACUGGAGGCAGUCGUUACGCUGCAAAUGCUGCAGUCACAAAAGAAACCUCUGAACGGUGACGACACUGGAGCCGGUGAAAUACAAGUAACAGCCGAUCAUAAUCCGCAAGAAGCUUUGGCCAGCAAAGUAAUCGAGCAAACUUCCCAUCCAAAGUCUAAAUUAGCGAGCCGAAGUGAAAAUGAGGAAAUGGCCAGCGAAAACAGAGAUUCGAUGCUACAUCCAGAAGCGGCGGCAUUGACUGCCGUUGAAUACCAGAAUACACCUUUCUCGGUAAUUCGUGAACAGCCUCAAGAGCCCAUCUUGAAGAACAAAAAGCCUCAGUCCCUUCAGCAGCAGGCAAAAAUACAGCCCCUACACAAACAAAAGUUCCCAUAUCCGAUUGAAAAGCCUGAUCCGUCAUACACUGAGCUGCAACCAGCCCUACAAGUCCCGGGUGUGCUCGUCGCGCCACGAAUUAUAACGGCCGCUCUCAAUACCGGAACAGAAGCCCCAAUUGCGAUUGCAUAUACCCCAACAGAGCCGAACUCUUACCUACGUAGCGGUCCUACGAAACAGGAACAACAAAUUUUGAACGUCAAAUACGAAAUGAGGCCUGAAACACAGACCGAGGAAAUUCUAGGGAAUGAUUUUGAUUUACGUGGCCACAAUUUCGAGAAGGACUUUAUGGCACCUUUUUAUCCAAGCAUUAGUUUAGGAGGGGCGAGCACUGGCGUGACGAGUAAUCCUACGCUGAGCAACUGGAAGAUUGUUCCAUCUGCCUCAGAACAAAAACUGUACGAAAAAAAUAGCAUAAGUCGGGCCGAUGUUGAGGUUGCUGCAGAUAAGAAGCAAUUACAACCUGGCAAUGCGACGAAUUUUAGCACUGAAAAGCAUUCUGAACUGGACAGUUUCCAGCCGCAAUUACAGGGAGGCUUCAGGCCAAUUUUCCCAGCUGAUUACGUGCAUUCGGAACAGAAGGACCCAAAUUCUCACGACGAAAAGAUGGAAUCAAGUGAAAAUAAUAAUAAGCCCAUCGCACUAGCGCUGGUCAGAUCACAAACAACACCCCCGCAGACUAUAAGUAGUACUAGCGCUACGACUUCUGGUAGCAGCACCACAACGGACAUCACAACAACAACACCAACAACACUUAUUCCCGUCAAUACAAAAACCUCAACAGCUGAAAUUGAUAAGAAGGGAGAGACAACUACGAAAUCGCCUGUAAACCAAAGUGGGCCAACGAUCAAAAAAAAAUCAACCUUUGAAACGAGUCUAGCUGCUCUGCUUUUCGGUGAUGAUGAUGACGAGCUGGGAGAUGGAGCACGCAAGUCGUUUAAUAACGCAAAAGCAUCAGUUAGGCCUAUUAAUGUGGCUCGCAUGGGACCGCGAAGCCUUGUGCUUAGCUAAGUGUUAACGGAAUAUUUGACUUCGCUUAGCAGAAUUAUAAGUAGUUUGUAAUAUUUAUUAAAACAAAAAAAGGUAUAAAGCUUGUGAGCGAAUAUUGUUAAAUUGCGUAACUACAGCUUAAUUUUAGUUGUAAGCUCACACCAUGCUAGACGCUAGCCACCAAUGAACUUACACUUAAGACUUUUGCGAGUCUGAUUCGAAAAAUACCCGUUUUCGUAUUGGACUCCCGAAUCGUCGCUAUCUAAUUACAAGCAUGUAUUCAACUCUACGUACAAACCUCUUAAAUACAUACCUACAUACACAUACCG